This is a messenger RNA of Cokeromyces recurvatus, 2553 nucleotides long. RefSeq lists its product as uncharacterized. The transcript has 13 exons. Bases 97 to 2184 code for a protein of 695 amino acids. The record is from RefSeq and is a predicted model, not a curated record. Lineage: Eukaryota; Fungi; Mucoromycota; Mucoromycetes; Mucorales; Mucoraceae.
GUGGCUUGUAAAAGCCAAAUAAAACAAAAUAAAAAAAGCAAAAAGUAUCUUUUGUCGGAUAUUUUUUUUAUAAGCAAAUUUCAAAUUUGUCUUGAAAUGGAAGCUGCAUAUGAUGAUCUAGUGAAAAACAUUCAAAACAAAUUACAUACUCUUUUCCUUAUUAAGAAAGAUAAAGAUCCUGAAAGAAACGGAAAUGCCCAAUUUUCUAAUAUACCUUGGUCUUGGAUUGCAGUAAGAGUUGCUGAAAUAUUAUCAGAAUAUCCAACAGGUUUAACAGAAACUGUUUUAUUAUCCAUGUUGGAAGUGAUGUGGGAAAAGACUUUUAUUAAGCGAUCAAAUGGAUUUGAUAAAAAUUUUAGUACAAUUCAAGCAGUUUAUGAAAGUAAUACAGAUGAAACAUUUAUAUUGGAAGUUACAGUAAAAUCGUGGAAGCUACUUCCUGGUUCUAAGAAUUAUCAGAUCACAGUGAUUGAUGAAGCGAAUAUUCGAGAACUAGAUAUUUAUAUGCAUCCAAAAUUUAAUCAUUGGAUUACCUAUCAAUGCAGCGACAACAACAAAAAUCUUUUUUUGAACCGUAAAAUUCGAAUGAUAUGUCCCCCAAAAGUGAAUACACCUAUCCUCAGCAAACAUAAAGAUAAAGAUUUCCCUCGUAAAUAUCGUGUUGCCAUUAUACCCCCAACCCAGCUUAUUCUCAUUAUGCUUGAUCGCAACGACAAAAAUUUUGUCCAUCAAGAGUUCCCCGAUAAAAUUCGAGACAUUCACAAAAAGCAUGCUUGUCAAUUAUGGCUCAAAAUUAUCCAUGUUGAGCAUACUGUACAUACAUCAUCAGCUAGAAUUGACCCUGGAGAGGCACCUAAGGCACAAAAAACAAAUUUGUAUUUGGUUGAUAUGAGUAGUGACAGUGUUUCGAUCAUAUUAUCACUUUAUGAUCAAUUGACAAAAUUAGUAUCCAUGUUUCGAAGAAAUGAUUACAUUGGAUUGUAUUACCCUUCCAGGCAAAAAGGAACUGAGGAUAUUGUCUUCGAGUGUUCAAACGAGACUGUCAUCUUUUUAAUGUCGGAAAAGGAGGCCCAGGAAGCUGGAUUAGCUAAAACGAAUUUAAUGAGCUAUAUCGAGAGUCAACCAUCGUUUUCAACUCCUAAAAAUGAUAUUAUGGAGCGCGAUGAAGAGGGUUUCAUGGACUGUUCUAAUUAUCUAUCAAGAAUUUAUGUAAAAGACCUUACUUAUUGUAUGUUAAAUGUGACUCUAUUUGGAAAAGUAACGGGUUUAGCCAAUUGUAAUCCUUUUAUUAAAACGAAUGAUAAUGGUGAGGUACAAAAAAUGAACAGAUAUGCCUUAAAAAUUGCGGAUUCAACAGGUACAAUGGAUAUCACACUUUGGGAGGAUGCUGGACGUGAUUCUAGGAAAAUAAGAUCAGGGCAAUAUAUUCUAUUAGAUUCUUUAGUUACUUCGCAUAAAUAUACAGCAGGUGAUAAACAAGUCUGGUAUGUCAAUGGUAGCUCUGUCUGUGGAACAAGAACGUUUAACAUCUCAACUCUUAGUUGCUUAUUAUCAAGUACUGCAAUACGAUCUAUUGUCCCAUUAUGGCAUGCAAAAGAGAUAGGAAAUGAUCAUUUCCAAGUGGAAGGUAUCAUUAUUGGUUGGGAAUUGCAUUUGAAAGCAGAAAAAGAUCAGAUUGCUCUUACCGAUGAAUACACUCAAAAAUCAAGUAAUUAUACUGCCCCUAAAAUAGAUUUUUCAGAUUACUCACUGGGAUCACGUAUCAUAACAAGUGCACAUAGCAACUGCUUAUUACCACGAAUUCCUGAUAAAGACACUUGUAGCUUUUGUGGAUGUCAAAUAGGAGAUAAUGUUGUAAAUAUUUUUAGACCUAAACCUGAAAAAUUAGAUAGUAAAUAUGGACAUGACUGGGAAGGCUGGAUUGAAUGGAGAUUAGACAAUGGCACGAGUAACUGUACAUUUUACGGAGGUGAAGAGACUUUGUUAAAUAUUACUGCUUACAAUUUUAAGAUCAUGCCACUAAAAUCACAAAUUGAAUUAUUAAAUAGUGUUAUUGGUGCUUCAAUUCUGUGCUCACUCUCGGGAAAUGGUACAUCAGCCUAUAGGCUUAAUCAAAUGAUCUUUGUUAAGCCUACACAGCAAGAAUGCAGGAACAUGUUAGAAAUCUUGGAUAAGAAGAAUUAAACAGUUGUUAGAAAACUAGGAAUUCUUAUUUUUAUAUAUUUAAUAUCGUGCUUAUAAUGUGGCACAAAAAAGCUUUAUUUUUAUUUUUUUUGUCAGAAAAGAAAUUCUUAAAUACUCUUUUUCAUAAUUUUAUAUACCAAAACCGUGUUUGUUAUCUAUAUACAUACUUUUUAUUGGCCGAAAAAAUGCCUUAACAGAACUCACUAAUUAGGGAGAGAGAGAGUAAACAAUGCUCUAUAUUAAAUUACCCGCCAAGGUUUGAAAUUGUUCUCUCAAAAUCUGCAUUAAGUAUUUUAGGAUUAUACGCAUUUAUAUUGUUUUCAUUAAUAAUAAUUAAAGUAUUUACUGCCAUUAAUAAUAAAAUUUCUG